Molecule: messenger RNA, 1288 nt
Organism: Stegastes partitus (bicolor damselfish)
Lineage: Eukaryota; Metazoa; Chordata; Actinopteri; Pomacentridae
Product: interleukin-1 beta-like
Exons: 6
Coding region: 111-929 (272 amino acids)
Biological process (GO): macrophage chemotaxis; cellular response to lipopolysaccharide; cytokine-mediated signaling pathway
Molecular function (GO): cytokine activity
Source: RefSeq, a predicted model, not a curated record
CUGAGAUACUCAGUGGACCUGCCGUGCCACACGAGAGAGGAGGCUAUCGACUGGAAACCUCAGCGAAAUCAGUGUGACAGAAAAGAAUCACCAAAGUAACUAAACUCAGAAUGUCAUCGACGAUGUCUGAGUUUGACCUAUCUCAAGCUCUGCCCAGCCCCAUUGAAUCGGACGAGAAAAUAAUUGAACACUGCUACUUCGACAUGACGGAGCUUCAGGUCGCGGUCAUCACACCCGAUGAGGACCUGGACCUGAAGGUUCCUCACAAGAAGAAGACGCUGAGGAGUGCAGCUAACCUGAUACUGAUCUUGAACAGAAUGACAGAGUCCCCAUCUUGCUGCAUCCACCAGCUCAGUGAGGAUGAGCUCUGCAGCAUAGUCAUGGACAGUCUGGUGGAAGAAACUGUUGUGGAGACAUUCUUGACCAGUAACACAGGACAGAAAAAAGUGACUUUCCGGCGUGUCAACAGUGUGAAGCAGUUCACGCUUUGCGACAGCGUCCAGAAAGACCUCGUCCAGCAGUCAGGAGAACUAAAACUGCAGGCCCUCACGCUCAAAGGAGGACACUACCAGUGUAAAGUGAAUUUUAAGAUGGCGAGGUACGUCACUCCUUGUGUUCCUGCUGCUGAUGUUCAGACUGUUCUCCUCUCCAUCAACAACGACCUGCAUAUGUCCUGCACCAUGAUAGACGACACACCCGUGCUGACUCUGGAGAGAUGCCGUGAGGACGAGCUAAAGAUGAUCAGCGACGACCAAAACAUGGACCGCUUCCUUUUCUUUAAGAGGCACUCGGCCAUGACUCUCUACACCUUUGAGUCUGUGAAACACAGGGGCUGGUUCAUCAGCACCUCUACUGAGGAUGAAAACCAUUCUGUGGAAAUGUGUAAAGUGGACGCCGCCUCCCGUCUCACCAGCUUCAAAUUAAAUUAAAACUCGCGCUGAACUUGUGUGUUUCUCUGCUCCUCCACUAGAUGGACCAGUUCUACAACAUUGCCUGAGCCUGUCAAUGCUAUGCUGUGGAGAAGCUCAGAAUUUAAUGGAACCGCUAGAAGUCCUUUAACGCUAUAUUAAUUUUAUUCAUGCUAACAUGCUUAAUAAAAGAAAACACCUGUCGUCUUUGACGAAGAAUUUUGUAAAAGGAUAUUCCUAUAAAGUAUUAUCUGUCAAUUGUUCCUUAUGUUCACUGCUUUCACUUUAUUUCUAUGGCCUGUUAUCCCACUGUUGUUCUGCCAUUAAAACAUUUCACAUGUAAUGGUUUAAAAAAAAAUAAAAAAUUAAAAGAAAAAGAA